UUCAGACUAGCCUCUGCACGACUCUUCGAAACCUCACCUAGGCAGUAUCGAGUAGCCCAUCACUAGUUUGAUCUUAUGAAACUCUCGCGCUCCGACUUCUUCACGGCCAUAACAUCAAGCAAAGGUGCGGAAGGGCUUUCCUAUUUCACUUGGCCAUUCACUGAGGUGUCUAAUGGCCUCCAGCUCAGGGCUGUCCAUGUGAGAAGUCAAUCUGAGAAGAGAAGGGCAGACACUUAAAGAGAGAGAAGAGUUUCCCACAGAGCAUGGCCUCUGUGAAAGAAGAUGGUGUGUAUGAAAGAACUGUGGACAUUAAAGAAGAGGACUGUGAGCGGCUCACACCAGAGGAUAUGAGUGUGAAGCUGGAGGAUCACGAAGAAAGAAUUUCAGUUUUUAAAGAGGAGGAGGAGUGCAAGGGGGUGACUGCUGCCAUUAAAGCUGAUGAUUUGAAUGAUUUCGCCAUUGGUCAUGAACUUCAAAUGCAUGAUACUGUGGAUAUUUUCAAGCAAGAUGCCUGUGAAGAAUCUCCAAUCAGUUUACAGCCCAUGUCCACUAAUACGGGACGACUGGCUACGCAGGAGAAUUCUGUAGAGUUUGAAUCAGAGUUAUCAGAGUCUGAAGAGAAAAUCACCGAGGGAAAUGGGAGAGAAGGAGAAGAGUCACCUGGGAGUGUUGGAAUAAAUUUACAGAAGAAUGUCAGCUUCUCUCCACCUUCAUUUGGUCAGCCCUCUUUUCAAUACAAAGCGAAAGGUAUGAAGAAAUCAGCAAGAGGAUCACAGAACCUGACAGCAGCCUUUUUGCAGUGCAGUUCUCUCCCUGCUACUUCAGUAACACAGACAGAAGCCAUCAAAACCGAUCGACAGCAAGUGGAGAAAGAAAUCCAAAUUCAUUCUGGAAAAAAAUGUUUGGAAUGUGGUAAACGUUUCACACACAAAAGUGAUCUUAAUAAGCAUAUGAAGAUUCACAAUGGAGAAAAAGCAUAUUACUGUUCAGAAUGUGGUAAGUCUUUCCAAAGGAGAAGCAAUCUUCAGAACCACAGGAGAAUCCACACAGUGAAAAUUCCUCAUUGCUGUUCAGAAUGUGGUAAGUCUUUCCAUAGGAGAAGCCAUCUUGAGAGGCACAUAAGAAUCCACACAGGAGAAAAACCUUAUUGUUGUCUAGAAUGUGGUAAGUCCUUCUCAAGGAAAGACGGUCUUCAGGACCACAGAAUAAUCCACACAGGAGAAAAAACUAAUUGUUGUCCAGAUUGUGGCAUGUCGUUGUCAAGGAGAAGCGAUCUUCAUAGACACCGAAGAAUCCACACAGGAGAAAAACCUCAUUGUUGUCCAGAAUGUGGUGAGUUGUUCUCAUGUAUAAGUGGUCUUCAGAGACACACAAGAAUCCACACAGGAGAAAAGCCUCACUAUGAAGUAGCGGCCCUGAAGCACCACAAGCUGGUUGAUUCUGAUAGAAAUCUGAAGGAGAAACUCUGUGAGAAACAUCAGAAAAGUCUGGAAUUGUUUUGUAAAACUGAUGAGAUGUGUAUCUGCAUGAUGUGUGGAAUGACUGAACAUGAUGGUCAUGAAAAGGUUGAGCAGAAGACAGAAAGAGAAGGAAAACAGAAACAGCUGGGGGCGACACUAAGGGGAAUUAGGAAAAGACUUGAAGAGAAAGAGAAGAAACUGAGGGAGACGAGGAAGACAACGGACGAGAUGAAGCUUUCUGUGGAAAGAGUGAUGAGGGAACACGAGAAGAGCUUCACUGAUCUGAUUCACUGCAUUGAGGAAGCCCACAAGAAAUUGACAGAGAGGAUCACAGAACAAGAAAAGAGAGAAAUGGAGAAGGCUGAAGGAGUCAUGAAGCAACUGGAGAAGGAGAUUGAGGAGCUGAAGAGGAGAGAAGCUGAGCUGAAAGAACUUUCAGAGACCAAGGACCAUCUCCACUUUCUAAAGACUUUCUCACCUUACUGUGUCCUUCCUGCUAAUGGAGACUCGCUCAGCUUUACUGUCACGGCUGAGUUUUCUUCUGAGGACCUGCUAAAGGAGCUGUCAGGUCUGAAAGAGAGUCUGGAAAGGAUCAUCCAGCAGGACAUCCUGACAAGGACUCCACCAGGUCCUGAAGCUCCAAUCUUCACCCUACAGCCUCCUGAACCUCAGAGCAGAGAGGAGUUUUUACAAUACGUCUGUCCCCUCACACUGGACAUCAACACGGCACACAGAGACCUCCGUCUGUCUGAAGGGAACAAGAAGGUGACAUAUGAGGGGACAAAAGCCGAAUAUCCUGAUCAUCCUGACAGAUUUGACCACUGUGUCCAAGUUCUGUGCAGAGAGGCUCUGACUGGAACUCGCUGUUACUGGGAGGUGCAGUGCAGUGGACGCUUCAUGAAGAUUGGAGUCGCAUAUAAAGGACUGAGCAGGAAAGGAGAUAGCGUGGAGUGCGGCCUUGGAUACAACGACAAGUCCUGGUGUUUGUGGUGUUUUAAAUCCCGGUACUCUGUGCAUCACAAUAACAAGCAGACUGUAAUCAGCACCCCCUACAGACCCAGAAUAGGUGUGUAUCUGGACUGGCCUGCUGGCUCUCUGUCAUUUUAUAGCGUCUCACACACAAUGACCCUCCUGCACACGUUCAACACCUCCUUCACUGAGCCCCUCUAUCCAGGGUUUAGUGUUGGUUUUAAUUCCAGUGUAACAAUCAGCCGUCUGACACCAUGUGACCACUGACCAGUACCCUCCACCGGUCACUUGAUGUCCCCACAAGCUCAGGUCCUCUUUGAGUUUGUAGUUUAGGGUGAAAAUAAUUUUACACGAUAUGUGGGUUGGAGGGGGCAGCACCUCUGUGAUUGAAUUUGUGGAUGAGAAUGUGGAUGGGGGGGGUCUCCAUUAUUAUUGGGUUUGAGUAGCCAAUCAGGUGUGUGUGUCAUAGUGAGGGGCGGAGACUCGUCAGACCUACAAAUACCAGUCUGACCAGCAGGGGUCACUGUUGAUUUACGGCCACAUGUCCUUCAGGCUGACACCCCAACAACUACUGAGGUCCCCAAGUGUCACUGAAUGUCACCUGUUAAGUAGGACAGGCAUGAGGUCCUGUUGGAUCAGCACAACUGAAAGGCGCUAUACAGACUCGGUAUGGCGAGCUCUUGAAUAGUGACUAUAUGUAGGAGCAGAGAGUGACAGAUGGCACUGGAGUGUUGUCCAGUCACCAGACAUGUUGUGACCCUCCAUUGGUCACUCAAAGGGUCCUUCACUUCAGAAUGAAUUCACUGUGACUGUCUGAAGACGAGGACUCACCGGUCAGUCAGAUGUCGGCCAUACUGACAGAGUUUGGUGUUUUAGUUGAUGUCACGUUAAACUUUAAACUGCACCUCCUCCUUGUCCUCAGGUUUGUCACUCUUGUUACCCUGAAAGCUCCAACAUCUUCAAAAAAUGAAUUCUUGGUCAGUUGGCACACACUUGACAUGGGAGCACAUGUGUGGCUUUACAGUGGACUGGCACCCCGUCCAGGGUUGGCCCACCUUGUCCACAAACCUGAAAUUGAAAAGCGGAUAAGAAAGACAACGAAUGGACAGAAGGGGUCACUGAUUGGUCAGUCGCCACACUACUGCCUCUUGUGGCCACUCUAAAUAUUACACAGCAAUUUAUACAAAAAGGAAAUCUAAAAGAUAAAAACAGAAAGCAUUCAGUGAAAUCCUGAGCAGUGAAACAUGAAAGGAGAGAAUGAGAAACAAUCAGAGAGUCAGACGAAUGGAGACUUUAACAGGAGGACUGAGGGGUGGGACUGAAGUGCAGUGGCGCCCUCUAGUGGACACCCGCCAUAUUACACACAUGGGAAAGGGGGGAGAAAAGAAUACAGUGCAGUGUAAAAGAAAUAAGAAUAAAGUAAAAACACAAGAAUAAAACACCUGAAAUAAAGAACUUGAAAUAUUAUAUCUAAAACUAAUUAAGAUUUAAAUGAAUUAAGAGCAAAAUAAGGACGACACGAUCACACAGUCACGUGACCUUCAGAGCUGACAGCUGAGCUGAUUCUUCUGUAGCCAAACUGCCCCCUCUAGUGGCCACUCUCAAUAUUAAAUGAAUGGCAAGGCUGAGGGGAGGAAAGAUUUGGGUUUGAUCAAAUGGAUAUUUAGUGCAGAUUUCUUAAUAUUGUCAUUAGCUUUAAGGACAGUGCAGCUUUGUUAGGUUAUGGAAGAUUCUCGAAUCGAAAAGAACCAGUAUU
This is a messenger RNA of Erpetoichthys calabaricus (reedfish), 4185 nucleotides long. Its product is annotated as E3 ubiquitin/ISG15 ligase TRIM25-like. The transcript has 8 exons. The record is from RefSeq and is a predicted model, not a curated record. Gene Ontology annotation, molecular function: zinc ion binding; protein binding. Bases 264 to 2696 code for a protein of 810 amino acids. Lineage: Eukaryota; Metazoa; Chordata; Cladistia; Polypteriformes; Polypteridae.